CAGGUGAUCGGCGCUGUUGUCACUGUCAAUUCAAUUGUCACAGUUGUCACUGGAAAUUAUUAUCGCCGCACGCGCCAGGUCGAAGCUGUUUGUUGAUUCCUCCAGUAGAUGUAAUAAAUACUAUCGUGAACGAGUUUUAACAUCGCGAUGGGGAUAUUAGAAAAGAUUUCAGAAAUUGAGAAGGAGAUUGCUCGCACGCAGAAGAAUAAAGCUACCGAGUACCAUCUGGGCUUGCUUAAAGCAAAACUCGCCAAGUAUAGGUCCCAGCUUUUAGAACCGACAAAAAAGUCUGAGAAGGGCGAAGGUUUCGACGUGCUGAAGUCGGGCGACGCCAGAGUUGCGUUAAUUGGCUUCCCGUCAGUUGGCAAAUCAACCCUCCUCAGUACUUUGACUGCCACUCAAUCAGAAGCUGCAUCUUAUGAAUUUACUACCCUAACAUGUAUCCCUGGUGUUAUAGAGUACAAAGGUGCCAAUAUACAAUUGCUGGAUUUACCCGGUAUAAUCGAAGGAGCGGCACAGGGAAAAGGACGAGGGAGGCAAGUUAUCUCUGUCGCUAGAACGGCAGAUUUGGUACUUAUGAUGUUAGAUGCAACCAAGCAGGACGUUCAACGGCAGUUGUUAGAAAAAGAAUUGGAAUCCGUUGGAAUAAGACUCAAUAAGAAAAAACCGAAUAUAUAUUUUAAAGUGAAGAAAGGUGGUGGCUUAGCCUUUAACUCAACGUGUCCUUUGACAAAAGUAGAUGAAAAAUUAGUUCAAAUGAUUCUACAUGAAUAUAAAAUCUUCAAUGCCGAGGUACUAUUUCGUGAGGACUAUAGUGCAGACGAAUUGAUUGAUGUUAUCAAUGCAAAUCGAGUAUACUUGCCAUGCCUUUAUGUAUAUAAUAAGAUAGAUCAAAUAUCGAUAGAAGAAGUCGAUAGAAUCGCUAGGCAACCUAAUAGUGUCGUAGUUAGUUGUAAUAUGAAGUUGAAUCUAGAUUUUCUGCUGGAAAUACUAUGGGAAUACUUAAGUUUGAUAAGGGUAUACACAAAAAAACCUGGACAACCGCCUGAUUUUGAUGAUGGUUUAAUAUUAAGGAAAGGGGUGACAGUAGAGCAUGUGUGUCAUGCAAUUCACCGUACUCUUGCCCAACAAUUUAAAUAUGCCCUUGUAUGGGGUACAAGUACGAAAUAUUCACCUCAACGAGUAGGACUACAACAUGUGAUGCAUGAUGAGGAUGUUAUACAAAUAAUGAAAAAAUAAAUUCCGACAAAAUUUUUGAAAAUGUGAAUAGCAAUAUAGGCCUUACUUAAGCCUUUCAUGUACAACAAAAGUGCGAGCAAACUACACUGCACUAAUAAACUGUAAAAUUCGACGGUUUUAGAAUGAAUGUAUUUGAAUUACCUAUUUUAAGAAGCUUGUGUGGUUUGCAGAUCUUGUUCCAAUAAAAUUUGUAAGAACAAAUGUAACUCAUGUUAAUUAUUUAAAUA
Molecule: messenger RNA, 1466 nt
Organism: Mycetomoellerius zeteki
Lineage: Eukaryota; Metazoa; Arthropoda; Insecta; Hymenoptera; Formicidae
Product: developmentally-regulated GTP-binding protein 2
Exons: 5
Coding region: 148-1239 (363 amino acids)
Molecular function (GO): GTPase activity; GTP binding
Source: RefSeq, a predicted model, not a curated record